CUUCUACUAUAAUUACUCAUGCAGAUUCGUGGAGAAGCUGAAGGUUCGGCCUGCGCCAAUUUAUGACUUUUUUUUUCAUAAUUCUAUCUUACCUGCCAUAACUUUCUACAUUUUGAUUUUCAUUUAAGUAAGUACACAUUUUUAUACCUAACUAGCGGACGCCCGCGACUUUGUCCGCGUGGAAUUCAGUUUUCACAAAUCCCACGGGAACUAUGGAUUUUUCCGGGAUGAAAAGUAGCCUAUGUGUUAAUCCAGAGAGAAUUCUUUCCAUUCCAUAUUUAGGCCAAAUCGCUUCAGUAGGCGCAGUGUAAAGGAGGAACAAACACACAUACACACAAACUUUUUUAUCGCCUUUGUAAUAUUAGUGUGACAUAAUAAAUCGGGGUGUCACUGCACGACGACCGCAACAACAACAUCAACACAAACAACACCAACAGGACAAAGACAAUAUACCACUGCCGAAGAGCUUGGAAUAAGAGGGGCAGCGGGCUCCAGUGAGUGCUCCCACUACCAUCAGAAACGGAUUUUAAGAGCCAAAACACGAUUAUUGAAUGCGAACUUUCAGGUCUAAUACGGCGUUAGUGAGGGUUCUAGUCCUGAUUUUAGGCGAGUACCUCGUAACAUCUGAGGACCUAAAGAAUACGCAUGCGAUUCUAUUCUAUGGAGCCGUUGCGGUGUGAACCACGCACGAGUUCGCAAAGGACGAGUCAAACACCAGGUUUGCGGACCAGAUUCGAAAGGGGCCACACGGGCUGGAACUCUUAUAGCACUAGCCCUAGAGUUAUUUGUGAACCAGGCUUUUGCUGGGACUGACACACAUUCAUCCCAGGACUUGGCUUGUGUUACCGAACGCAUUGACUUCUCGAAGCAGAAAGUCUACGCACGGAGCAUUAGGCUUUAUAAAGGGCGUAUAAACCGAUAGAAAGAUCAGAAUAGGAUCAUCCAAAGUCACCAACGGAAAGUGAACUGGGAAUGGUCUAGUGCUUGUGUGACAGAUUGGGAACCUCUGACUUCUAAUACUUUGUCAGAUGGCGUAGCAUGUUGUUGGCCCCCAUAGGUCAUACUGAAGGCGAUUGGAUGAGCACUGAAGGAAAAGUGUGUGAUGGUGGAACAAAAUGUUCCGAUAUAAUCAUCACUACGGAAAAUGUAAGUUGUAAAAUACGUCUGGCCUCAAACUGGAAAUGCCCAGGUCCGGACGGAUCACACAACCUCUGGUUAAAAUAGUUUCCUAGCGCCAAGUUUUCUAUCUUGUCAGAGCAAUUUUAAAGUGCCAUUGACACUGGAUCGCUACCAACAUUUAAAUAUUGCCCAGAGAAACAUUACAGUUUCCCAAUUCGUUUCUCGAGCAAUCAUGAAUAAUAUCUAACUACAACAAGUACUACAAUUAGGAUAAGUUAGCUUAAGUUCCUUAUUGUAUUCUUUCUCAAUAAAAAAAAAAAUAAUAAAAAAAAAAACUACAACAAUAAAUACUGAAUUACAAAAUUACUGUUAAACGAACAAAAUAAAUUAAAAAUAAUGAAUUCAAAUUCAGACAAAUUAAAAAAAUAAGCAAUUAAAAUUUAAACAAUUCAAAUCUCAAAUAAAAAAAAAUUCAAAUAAAUUAAAUUGAACAAUUCAAAUAAGUUAUUAAUAAUAAUUAAACAAUUACAAUUUCAAAAAUAAAAUUAAAUAAUAUAAACAGAAUCUAUUCUAGUAACAAUUUACUUCUAUUUAGAAGGAGUGUGAAAAAUGUCUAAUUCUAAAUUUCUAUUAGUGAAGUCGUUGAGCAGGCGCAGCGCUUGAGCCAGCGGCGCGUGCUGACUAAAAGGCCCUACUCACACAUCUGCCGCAGGGGCAAUCUAGGGUGUAGGAGUGGGGAUGACCCUUAAUUGCAUCCUUAAUUGUGAUGUGUGUAGGCAUGCCGGGGCAAUUUGGGAGGAUGGCCCUGCGGCAGGGCGGCAGGGGCGCGAGACUAUCCUUGAUCCCUAAGCCGUCCCUGUCGUCGGUGCGUGUGUAGCGCGAUUGGGGCAAUUUCUCAGUCAGUUUGUCAGCAGCUGUCACACGGAGUGCACGUACAAACAGCGUAGAAUCAAAAUGUGUACUUUUAUAAUAUUCAUGUGGCAUAACUGACUUCUUUUCUGUAGCCAUUUCUUCACCCAGUAUCUCCUUUUCCUUUUUUUUUGAGGUAGCACCACAGAAAGCGCCAAGGCUACUCCAAUCUUUUGAGUGGUCGAUAAUAUGGGUGCCAUUCUCAAUACGUGUACUCAGCUCGGCUUAUUCUGGAACACUGCACGGCAGGCAAGUGUGUAGAGAUACUCCCGAUAUCGCCACAACCGCCGUGCACCCUAGAUUGCCCCUGCGGCAGUUGUGUGAGUAGGGCCCUUAACUUUAGUUCUGCCGGCACCGCAAAUAACUGGCGACGUCGGCAACUUACAAACUUGUCCGGAACAUGUAAAUCUAUUGACCAAAAUAUGACCGAAUUACUUUUUUCUCCUUUAAUUAAAUUAAUUACGUACUGUAGUAGUGCUACUUUACGUCUUAAAUCAAGCUUGUUGUACCCUGUCAUACCAAGAAUGAAGAUGCUUGGAUAAAUAGUAGGAUAAGCCACUGAGUACCCAUACUGUUUCUUAUAAACGAUUGAACUUUUUUUGAUUUUUUUCUAACAAGUCUCUAUUUGAACUCAAACGGACUCCAUAAUAUGGCAUUCGAUUCAAGUUUGCUAUACGCAUUAUAAAGCGUCUUUACUAUAGCAAUAAAAUGCUGUAAUUUUCGGAGUACAAACCUUAGGGUUUUAUAGGCUUUACCACAAAUAUCCUGUAAUUAUAAAAACUGUAGUUAUAAAAUAAACCGAUGUCACUUUCCUACUACACAAAUCCCGAUCCGGAAGUACCACAGAACCCAAAAACUACAGACCGAUUACAUUCUUACCCAUCAUCUAUAAGCUCCUCACAUCCAUUCUGAUAACAAAAAUAACCAUGCAUUUAUAUGCAAAUAAUAUUUUGGCCCUAACACAGAAUGGAUGUAAGACCCGGUCACGUGGUACAAAGGAACUUCUCUUCAUAGACACUGCUAUUUGCCAACAGUACCGGCGAAACAGAAAAAAAUCUCACAUCUGCUGGGAUUACAAGAAGGCCUACGAUUUAGUACCUCAUUUAUGGCUCAUGGAGGUCAUGACGUUGUACAAGGUCGAUGCAACACUAUGCACUUUUCUUGAGUCCUAUUUGAAACAGUGAAUGACAGUCUCUCGCCACCCAGAUGCUGCUGAUUGUUCUAAAUCGACUGAAAUGAUAGGGAUUAAGCGAGGUAUUUUACAGGGUGAUAAUUUGUGACCUCUAUGGUUUUGCCUAGCUCUUAAUCCGCUAUGCUUUCGAAGUGGUGGUGAGCUUAUAUCACACUUGCUCUACAUGGAUGAACUUAAACUGCUUCAAAGCGUUUAGACUUGUUGCCAUUGCUAAAGAUUAAUCAAACCUUUAGUUUUGACUUAAGGUUGGAAUUAAUUGUAGACAAGUGUGCGGUUAUCAAUGUAGAGCGAGGCAGGAUAGUGAGCUCCGCAUAUAGUUAUUUCAGAAACUGUUAUUCUCAGAUCACUUCGUAAAGGUGAGAUCUAUAUAUACCUUGAAAUUACAGAAGCACUUGGUAAAAUAGGUAGUGAAGGGACGCUUCUUUCGCCGUCUGAAAAAAGUUUUUUAUCAGGUGGUAACAAUUUACGUGCUUUCAACAACUGGGUCAUGCCCUUACUCAUAUACACUUUUGUGAAAAGCAGAGUGUAACACGCGGGGCUAAACCCAUUAUAUACUCGGUUUCUAUUUAGGCGGCCCUCGACUUACGUCUCAGGCCCUAAAAAUACCUCGUUGAAAAUGGGUCUUUUUAGCCCCUUGUAUAACAAUCUACUAUUGUUGAAAAAAUCAGACUGGGAUAUAUUAUGAGAAAUCAGAGAAAUAUUUUAAGUUGUGAUAUACAAUGUCAGAAAAUUCGCAGGAUUAAUGAUUAUACUAUACUAACUUUGUGUUAUUUAUUAAUGUUUCUUGCUAUAAUACUGUUCCUCGUUUCAUAAUAUUAUUGACACGUGAUAUUGACUCUAUAAGCGUAACACAAGUUGAGUUGGGCUACUGAUAGUGACUUUAAAUAAAUUAGUUUAAGUUGUUGCAAAGUGAGAUAUUGACUCCAGCUUUAGUGAAUUGUGUUUUUAUGUCCGAUUCAUUGUCAAUAAUAAAUAGAUACUUCCCCAAUGAUAAUUGUUUUAUUUUAUAUAGAUACCCUAUAUUCAAUGUACUAUAUGUAUAUAGAUAUACUACCAGUAUACUUAUUAUAUGUACUCUUUGCAGUAUACACAAUGCACUCUAUGUAUACAUAUAGGUACCUCGAGAUAAACAUAAAUAGGGCAAAUAUGUUAGUUUGUCCAAUUGGAACUAGAUGGCAGCACCUAUAAAUUUUAACUGUCGCCUCUAUUUCAGUAUUGUAUUGUACUUAAUUUGUGUUCAUAACCUUAGACUAUUAGACAUACACGAUGGUACGUUCAGCCAUGGGGGUGAAACUUCCGCACAGUUCGCUUACGUAAAAUAUUUUGUAUGAAGUGCUGCCCUCCAGCGCUCACGGUACAAAAACUUAAGCGAAGUUUUCUCAGGCACAAUAUAGAUGGCACGCAUGAAGCACAUUAUUUGAUUAAAAUCACUCCUGUUCAAACUAUGAAAAUUUUAAAAAAUAUAGUUUCAAAUAUGACAGUUUAGCUGUCUCUGAAUUUUUUCUGUUGUUGCUAUAGUGACAUGUUGUUUAAAACUUGGUGACAGUGGUGAACGAAAAAUAUUAAAAUAAGAUGUAAUCGGUACAAAUAAGUGAUUAUAAUGGGUAUUACUUGUGGAUUUGGUGUGCAUAGUUAAUAAUUAACCAUGGAACAUGCUCGACCACCAUCGGAAUUAUGCUCAGAAGGCGGCCCGGUGUGUCGCGAAACGGCGUGGCGAAAAUGUCGCCAGCAAUUUUACGUGUUCUUAAAGGUGACUAGUACCUUGGUGUGUAGAUGUUAUCAGUGGUUAUUUAUAAUCAUAAACGUCAAUAUUCAUAGUUGGUGCACUAAUGUUAUCAGGCUGCUGAAGUGCAUUAAGAUAUUUUCAUAAUCACAAAAGAAAAAAUAAAUCGUUGAAUAAUAAGAAUCUUCUUUUCUUUCUUUGAUUAAAAAUCCUUUAAUAUUUGAAGGAAUAUUGCAGUUUGUUUUCCUUAUUUCUAUAUAUUUAUAAAAUUUGGCAAUUUUUAAUAUUUGGGUACAUUAGUAUUAUAUAGUGAAAUAAGUGAUUUUGUAAAUAUUAUGUUUAUGUUAAAUUUUUUUCAUUAAUAAUAUAUAAAAAUUAAGGAAAACAAACAGCAAUAGUCAUACAACUAAAAUAUAGAUUGUACUCGUAGAGAGAACGCCAUCUAUGGGUAGCCAAUAAAUCUAAUUAGAAUGCGCCAUCUAGUGAUCACGGUAUAUAACUUUUUUAACUGAAAUGAGAGUUGCGUAUCUAUCUCAAUAUAUAAUGUAUCAUCUAUGCGUUCAGCCGUCAUUAUUGUAGCGAGGACUGUGAUGUGUCCAAAAAUUGUAACAACAACCCGCAGCCACCGCACUUCCCAAUCGCGUAAUGUUGCAAGUUCAUUGCGCUGUUUCUUUCAAACUUUCCCAAUUUUUUGGUAAAAUUUUAUAACGUCAGAGGCAAAAUAAUAAGUGUACAGUUUAUCAUCAACACGUCAAUUUACAUGGUAAAUAAAAAUAAUGAAAUGAAAAUAAAAAUCAGUAUCAAGUUUAAAAUUAUUUAUAUGACAUAAGUUAUAACUACACUAGAAAAUAUUUCCUACUGCUAGGAGUCAGCAAGAAAAUUAGCACUUGCUUGGAAAAUUAAAGUAAUUAUUAUUUAUCUACACCAUAAUCUCAAAGUUAAAUGACAACCCAACCCAACAAAUGAUUUCAUUUAUUAUUGGGCAGAUUUCGUUAAAAAUAGAUAUUUUAGCAUCGCUUGCAUUUUAAAAUAAAAUCUGUAGUAAAACUUUAAUAAUUGAGUAAUUUUAAUUGUUAAUUACUGGACAGAUUUAAAAUAAUUAUAUAAUAAUAAUAAUAAUAAUUCUUUAUUUCAGGUUAUACACCCAUUUAAAAUACACAGAUAAUAUAGAAAUAAUAAUUAUAUCAAAUAAAAUAGCAAUGCAUUGCUUUACUGGGACCGAACAAUUAUCAUUGACGGGUAUAUUGUUGCCAAUAGACCCGUUAAAGUGCUAGUCGAUAGGUCAUUAAUAGUUGAUAUUUCUGUUUCACAUGACGAUAUCCUGGUUAAAGCUGAAAAGGAAAAUAAUUGGACAUCACGAGAUUCCAGCCACACAAACAAACAAGAACGAACGAACUUACACGAACUUAACGAAGAACACGCUGGUAUUUGUAAAAUUUCAAAGCUUUGAGAUUCUUUACACUUUCUUUAUUAUUGUACCUGCACAGAUUACCACCAUUUUGGUUUAACUUUAUUGCCGGAACCUAUCUAUUUUGUGUUGUUUAAUAUUAUACUUAAAUAAUAAAUCCUUGAAUAGAAAUUAAGAGCAGGGAAAAUUAAAACCAUUACAUUGGCAAAACUUAGAAAAUACUUAACACAUAAGAUUUGUGCACCUUCAAGACAAGAGUGAAUAGGCAUUUUCUAGGCAAGCGCGCUCCAACCUAGACCUUAUCAUUGCUUUCCACCAGGCAUGAUUGUAGUCAAGCGCAAGUCUAUUAUGAAUAAAAAAAAAGACUAUUAAUUAAGUAAAAAUUAUUCAAUGUUAUAUUAGAAUAUUUGAAUGUGCUACUUAUCUAUUCAAUUAUGUCAUUGAUUGAUGAAGUCAAUCAAUCUCAUAAUAAUAUGUCAAAAUCCGUCAAGCAGUUUGGGCUGGGCGUCAUAUUAAGUUUAUGGGCGUGCCAAAGAAAUUGACGUACAUACACACACAUACAUAUAUGCUCGAAAAACAUUACCCUCCUUCUGAUGCAGUCGUGUAAAAUAAAGACUGUUCCCCGCCAUGAUAAGGACAUAUUAACAAAUUCCAUAUUUUUCAGACCUAUUUUUAAUUCAAUGAAAAAGAGUUCUAUGCCAAAUGUUGUAAUUUUAUUGUAAAUGAAAGGCCAUAAAAGACUGGUAUCCAGAGCCGUAAAAUCAAUUAAAAAAAAAAAAAAGGUUAAACCUGUCAUUGGCUCAUUUUGAGAAAGUUGCAGAACCGUCCACGUCCACGUCCAGGGUUUCGAAUUUGAAAAGUAACGUUACAAGGAAUUAUAUUCGUAAAAACACAAAAGUGUAAUAAAAGCGACAAUGAACACUGCCAGCGAAGAAGUUAAAUCUCAAGACUUGUCUCAGUCUGAAGGCAGCUUGAAGAGUGCAGACAGGGCCGGACCGUCGUCUCAGUCUGAAGGCAGCUUGAAGAGUGCAGACAGGGCCGGACCGUCCAUACGGCGAACGGAGCGGUCGCUCCAGGCGCCAAAUCCGGGGCGCCGAAAUGACUUGUCUCAGUCUGAAGGCAGCUUGAAGAGUGCAGACAGGGCCGGACCGUCGUCUCAGUCUGAAGGCAGCUUGAAGAGUGCAGACAGGGCCGGACCGUCCAUACGGCGAACGGAGCGGUCGCUCCAGGCGCCAAAUCCGGGGCGCCGAAAUGAUACUAUACCAAACAAAGAAAAAGAGAAGGUUGCAGAACCGUCCAGCGCUUCGGAUACUAACUUUAAAAGGCAGCCAAGUUUGAAACGCAAAUCUGCACACUUUGCCGAUCCUCCGUCCAGUGAUCCGGAUUCUAACUUUAAAAGGCAGCCAAGUUUGAAACGCAAAUCUGCACACUUUGCCGAUCCUCCGUCCAGUGAUCCGGAUUCUAACUUUAAAAGGCAGCCAAGUUUAAACCGCAAAUCUGCAAACUUUGCCGAUCCUCCGUCCAGUGACCCGGAUUCUAACUUUAAAAGGCAGCCAAGUUUGAAACGCAAAUCUGCAAACUUUGCCGAUCCUCCGUCCAGUGAUCCGGAUUCUAACUUAAAAAGGCAGCCAAGUUUGAAACGCAAAUCUGCACACUUUGCCGAUCCUCCGUCCAGUGAUCCGGAUUCUAACUUUAAACGGCAGCCAAGUUUGAAACGCAAAUCUGCAAACUUUGCCGAUCCUCCGUCCAGUGAUCCGGAUUCUAACUUAAAAAGGCAGCCAAGUUUGAAACGCAAAUCUGCACACUUUGCCGAUCCUCCGUCCAGUGAUCCGGAUUCUAACUUUAAAAGGCAGCCAAGUUUGAAACGCAAAUCUGCACACUUUGCCGAUCCUCCGUCCAGUGAUCCAGAUUCUAACUUAAAAAGGCAGCCAAGUUUGAAACGCAAAUCUGCGCACUCUGGUGUUCCUGUUCCUGAAAAGGUGAAGCAGAUGUUGCAAAGAACAUCUAUGUGAGUAAGCUCGAGCUUCACUUAGAUGUUCUUUGCAAUGUUGUUGUAGUUGUCGACAACAUUGUUAAACAAUUUUAUUGGGGACUAGCGGACGCCCGCGACUUCGUCCGCGUGUAAGUCGUUGUAAACUUUUAUCCUACCCCUGCCCUACCCCUACCCUACCCUACACUACCCCUACCCUACCCCUACCCUACCCUACCCUACCCCUAAUAUUGACCUCAUUUACCUGAAUGUCUCAUAAACCUAAUGUCUCAUACCUAAUUAUAAAAAAAUAAAAAAGCAUUUACUGGAUGUUUGCAAAAUAAAUAAUAUUUUAAAAUUUACUAAAUUUUAUCGUAAUUAAAUGAAAAUUCAUACAUUUUUAGCUUUCUUACAUUAAACGUGACAUUUUUCAAUAUAAAUGCACAAAUAACAAAUAUAUUUUGUUUUUGUAAUUCUCUUUGAACGCCCCUGCAAUUGUAACGAUCAGCGAAUCAAUGACGUCAUUAUUGCAUGCCAUUUUGUAUGGGGCAGGGGUCUAUGGCAGUGUCGCAUAACUGACACUUUAAAUCCCUGUAGCUCCGAUAGUUAUGAUCGCAGAUAUCCUGUUACUUUUAGAAAAUUGCUUUACUAUUAAUACAAUUUAAAAAACUGUCAUCAUCUCUAUUGAAUAGUAAUCAAUAUUUAUACAAACACAAGAGAUUUUUAGAGGGCUUGCUAAAUUUAGUAUUAAAGCGAUAAGAAUUUUUAAUAGUGACAAAUUUUCUUAGUUUAUUAAUAAAAAUAAUAAAAUAUAUAAUGAAAUAAUUGAAAAUUUUAUCUUUUAUCUUCCAAUAAAUAUUUGCAUGUA
Molecule: messenger RNA, 9188 nt
Organism: Bicyclus anynana (squinting bush brown)
Lineage: Eukaryota; Metazoa; Arthropoda; Insecta; Lepidoptera; Nymphalidae
Product: protein starmaker-like
Exons: 5
Coding region: 7266-8363 (365 amino acids)
Source: RefSeq, a predicted model, not a curated record